Messenger RNA from Aspergillus terreus NIH2624, 906 nucleotides. Its product is annotated as Zn(II)2Cys6 transcription factor domain-containing protein. The transcript has a single exon. Lineage: Eukaryota; Fungi; Ascomycota; Eurotiomycetes; Eurotiales; Aspergillaceae. Gene Ontology annotation, molecular function: DNA-binding transcription factor activity, RNA polymerase II-specific; zinc ion binding. Gene Ontology annotation, biological process: regulation of DNA-templated transcription. Bases 1 to 906 code for a protein of 301 amino acids. The record is from RefSeq and is a predicted model, not a curated record.
AUGCCCUCGCCCAUCGGAACCGCUUAUCAUGGACAGGCAUCCAUCCGCUCAUCGUGUGAGCGCUGUCGUUUCCAAAAGCUGAAAUACACCGGACCUGUGGGUCCUGAAGGCCACGGUCCAUGCCAGCGAUGUGCCCGGGCCAAAGUCGACUGCGUGUUCGGUCGACGACGGCCAACCAGCCAGAUUAGCGAGUCCAAGCGUCAGUCUGAACCCACCACGAACAACCUUUCCAGAGCGACUCUCCCUAGCCCGCUGACCCCAUCAACGGCGUCCGUUACCCCCGUUGUCACCAUGGCCAAUGGCCCGAGCAUCGAGCCUGCAGCAGACUCGACGAUGUUUGACAUGCGCGGAUGGGAUAGUGUUCAAUUGCAGGAGGUCAUGGACAAAGCCACCAACUUUGCCAACCAUCUCGAUCAUUAUGACAUGCCACCGGCCAAUGGGUUGGAUGAUAUCUUCCUGUUCGACAUCGACACGGAAAAUGCGGCGCCAGGUUCGUCAUCCUCGCAGGCAGUACAGAACCCGCCCGUGAUGCCAGGAAACAUAUGUGGCAACAGUGAUAACAGUGGUCUUGUUCAGUCACUGCUCGCUUUGCUUUCAGAGAUCAAAAUUGAGACAUGGAUCAUUCCGAAUCUCAUGAGCCAGGCAAGGCGGCAGGACCGUCGCUACGCCGGUGUCACUGAUGACCCGAAACGGCCUAUCAGGCGUCUUUGCAAAUUGGUCCUCGAUCAGGCUCUUGGAAUUUGUGAUAAAGUAUUGUUUGGCUCUAUUGUCAGUCCACUCGUGCCAGUGUCGUGGGUUGAGCAGUGGGACAUUGGACUUUGUUGUGGGGCGAGAGUAGAGUACGAUGCCAAAGAGGACGGGAGCAACGAGGUAGGCGAACAUUUUGCCGUUGACUGGGAUGCCUAA